Molecule: messenger RNA, 1564 nt
Organism: Ictalurus punctatus (channel catfish)
Lineage: Eukaryota; Metazoa; Chordata; Actinopteri; Siluriformes; Ictaluridae
Product: angiopoietin-related protein 3
Exons: 7
Coding region: 43-1434 (463 amino acids)
Biological process (GO): phospholipid homeostasis; triglyceride homeostasis; cholesterol homeostasis
Source: RefSeq, a predicted model, not a curated record
GGGCUUCUUUGGAGAGAGAGGGCUGAAAGAUCUCCCACAACAAUGAAGCUCGCUCAUCCGAGUGUGGCGAACCGUGCGACCAUGAAGCUGGCCUUACUGCUGUUAUUUAUGUUAUUAACCAACGCUUUCCCAACAGCAGAGGAUACUGAGGAGCUAAACCUGGCUUCAUCAGAUACUCGGUCAACUUUUGUGGCCCUCACUGAAGUCCAGCUUAUCGCUAACGGCCUCCUGCAGCUAGGUAAAAACCUGAGAGACUUUGUGCAAAAGACAACGGGCCAGAUCAGCGACAUAUUGCAAAAGCUCAACAUUUUUGAUAAGUCCUUCAACCAGCUUUCUGUGCUGGCCAGCGAGAUCAAAGAGGAAGAAGAGGAAAUGAAGAAGACCACUGUGCUGCUCAAAGCCAAUAAUGAAGAGAUCAAGAGCCUGUCUCUGGAGAUAAACUCCAAAGUAGAGGACAUCAUGAGGGAGAGAAUCCAGCUGCGGAAUCAGGUUGGAGGACUUGAGGAGAAACUGAGUGGACUUUCUGAAGGUCUUCUCUCAGCAGAUCAGGUUGCAGAAAUUUCAGCACUCAAAGAAGUGAUCCAAGCCCAAGAAAGGAGUAUCUCAGACCUGCUGAAGGCGGUAAAGGACCAAAAUGAGCACUUGAAUGGCCAGAAAAACAAGAUCAAAAGUCUGGAGAAUAAGCUUAACUCUGCCAGCCAUCAGGAAACUUUGUUGAAGUUUAGUUGGGAUGCCGAAACCUACAGCAUGUCAGAUUAUCUGUCCAACUAUUCCAUUGAUGGAAGCUUUUCAAGUGAUUUCCCGAGAGACUGCGGUGAGGUCUUCAGCGGUGGAGAGAAAACCAGUGGCCUGUAUCCCAUUAAGCCUAAUGGAUCCAAACCUUUCCUUGUGUACUGUGAAUUCAUAGAGGAAGGAGUGUUCACGGUUAUUCAGCGCAGACAUGGUGGCUCUAUUGAUUUUAACCAGUCCUGGCAAAGUUACGAGGAUGGAUUCGGAGACUUCAAGAUAGGUGAGUUCUGGCUUGGUCUGAGGAAGAUCUUCUCCAUCACCCAGCAGGGCGGCUCUCUCCUGCACAUUCAGAUGGAGGACUGGAAAAAGGAAAAGCAUUCAAUGGAGUUCCAGUAUGUAUUGGAGGGCCCUGACUCCAACUACACCAUCCACCUCAAGCCAGGAGAUCCGACCCUGGAUAUGGACGUCCCGACAAGACUGAGAUUCUCUACUAAAGACCACAACGAUGGAAAUGGACCCAAAGAACAAAACUGUGCUCAUGAUUAUACAGGAGGCUGGUGGUUCAGCACUUGUGGAGAUGUCAACCUGAAUGGAAAAUGCAUCCAGAGCCAACCUCGCAGGAAAGGAAUCCAAGGGAAGCACAAUAAAGGACAGUCCCACUUAAAAUCCACACAGAUUUCCAUUCGUCACCGUCGGGAAGCAUAGUCGCCUGUAAACCAAAAGAAAUGAUGUGGAAAUGUGCAAAUAUGUGUUCAGCUUUUUUAACCACGUGAAACCUGACUCUGUAAUUGAGCAACAUGUUGUCCAUUAAACAAAAAGUCCAAUGUCUGAUUUA